Dichomitus squalens LYAD-421 SS1 is the source of this 2257-nucleotide messenger RNA. Its product is annotated as MFS general substrate transporter. Gene Ontology annotation, biological process: transmembrane transport. Gene Ontology annotation, molecular function: transmembrane transporter activity. NCBI's taxonomy places the organism in Eukaryota, Fungi, Basidiomycota, Agaricomycetes, Polyporales, Polyporaceae. The transcript has 16 exons. The coding region runs from base 133 to 1701 and encodes 522 amino acids. The record is from RefSeq and is a predicted model, not a curated record. Gene Ontology annotation, cellular component: membrane.
CCUGUUCUCCCUUGCCGCCUUCGCCUUCCCUCCCUCCCUCAGCGCCGUACUCUCUCUGGAUUAGGCUCAGGCUUUUGGCUCUCGGUCCCUGGCUUGGCUUCACUGACAAGCAUACCCCUUACCUAGUCCGUCAUGGAGUCCGAUACUAGCUCUGUGAACGAGAAGCGUAGCGUGAACGGCGCUCAACCCCUGGAGAAACCCCAUGUCGACACGACGAAUGUCGAUGUCGCGGCGGAGCUCACAGCAGGCAAGGACUUCGUGCUCGACCCGGCAGAGGCCGCUCGGGUAAGGCGGAAGAUCGACUGGCACUUGAUGCCCCUUAUGUGCAUUUUGUACAUGAUGCAGUUCGCAGACAAGACGACGCUAGGACAGUCCGCUGUCUUGGGAUUGCUAAACGGCCCGAAGCAUUACAUCGACAAGGACCAGUUCAAUUGGCUAAGCACCGCCUUCUACCUCUUCUUCCUCGGGUUCGAAUGGCCACAAAACCUCGCGCUCCAAUAUCUACCUGUUGGGAAAUGGUUGAGCUUCAAUAUCCUCGUGUGGGCAAUCGCACUGCUGUGCCACACGGCCGCGAGAAACUUUGCCGAGUUCUUCGUGUGUCGUGCGUUCCUCGGCAUCUGCGAGGGCGCGAUUACGCCCGGAUUCCUGAUUGUCACGUCCAUGUUCUACACCCGCCAGGAGCAGACUCAGCGCGUCGGGUACUGGUUCCUCAUGAAUGGCUCAGCAAUCAUUCUGCUCGGUCUCGUAGCGUAUGGGACACUCCAUAUUCACAACGAUGUUCUGCAACCGUGGCAAUGGCUGAUGAUCAUCACCGGUAUUAUCACCUUUGUGGUCGCCGUGGCUUUCUGGUUCCUAUUUCCGGACUCCCCUGCCACCGCGUGGUUCCUCACCCCCGAAGAACGCAUCAUCGCGGUCGAACGUAUCAAAGUCAACCAGGCAGGUGUCGAGAACAAGCACUUCAAGGUCGAACAAUUUGUCGAGUGCCUGAUGGACCCGAAGACGUGGCUCUUCUUCCUCUUCGCUGCCAUCUCGAACGUGACAAACUCGCUCAGCAACCAGCGGCAGCUCAUCGUCCAAGGCUUCGGCUUCAACUCGCUGCAGACAACGCUCCUCGGAUGUGUCGAUGGCGUAGUUGAGAUCAUCGUGAUUUGGUGCACCGUUACCUCCGCGACGUACUGGAAGAAUGGCCGCGCCUACUCGGGCUUCCUCGCGUACUGCGUGGCAAUCCUGGGUUCCAUCCUCGUGAACACAUUGCCGUCGAGCGAUCGAGUUGGACUCCUCUUCUCGUAUUGGAUCUCCAUUACUUCCAUCGCGCCGUUCGUCGUCAUGCUCGCCUGGCUGGGUUCGACCACCGCCGGCCAUACGAAACGUUUGACUACGAACGCCAUCGUCAUGAUAGGCUAUGCUGUCGGCAACUCCGCCGGCCCGCAGUACUGGAAAGCCAAGUAUCAGCCGCGCAACCACGUCCCGUGGCUCAUCCUCUCCAUCUGUUGGGCCGUCUCUGCGGUCCUCCUCCUCGUUACUCGCUUUUACUUCGUAUAUGAGAACACAAAGCGCGACAGGGAGCCGCGUGACACCAAGUACGAUGAGGUGUACAUCUCUCAGACGCAAAAGGAUGGUACCGUCGUAGAGAAGAAGGUCGACAAGGAAUUCUUGGACCUGACAGAUAUGCAAAACCGCGACUUCAGAUAUGUCUUGUAAUCGCCCUGUUCAUCCAUGUCGCCGUCGGGAGAAGCCUUGGAAGGUUCUGUAUCACGCCUCGCAUGUUUUCGACGAGCUCCAUCAUCACGACUGUACGAUCUUGCUCGGCUGUUCUUGUUCGUCGCUGCGCUAUCUUAUUGUGCCAUAUGUAGCUUGGAUCCAGGAAUAAUAGCUUCGCAUCUCAACGUCCUCCGACUUUCAACCUCAUGCCGACAUUUCUUUAGUGGCGGAGAACGGACCGGGAUACGGAAGCGUUUUCUGGUUUUCGCUGUCGCAUCGCCAGUGCAUAGUCGCUCGUCUUGAAGGACGAGCGACUGGCCCUCGUGUCCGACUUCAUGCAACUCAGGGACUCGGGCUCUAUACAGGAACAUUCGCACCGAUGACACGCGAAUACAAUCAGCGCGCACGGUGCACCACUUCUUGCUUGUCGCGGCGUAGGUCUGGUGUGAUCUAGACAGAGACGAAGGCGGAGUGUUCUUCGGAGCGAGUGUCGUCGAGGAGUGACGAAUGAUCUCCGCUGGUACGUGGUCUGGUCUGACGAUUUCUUGAAAUGUGG